Cercospora beticola is the source of this 2630-nucleotide messenger RNA. RefSeq names its product ferric reductase family protein. NCBI's taxonomy places the organism in Eukaryota, Fungi, Ascomycota, Dothideomycetes, Mycosphaerellales, Mycosphaerellaceae. Gene Ontology annotation, molecular function: ferric-chelate reductase activity. Gene Ontology annotation, cellular component: plasma membrane. Gene Ontology annotation, biological process: intracellular iron ion homeostasis; iron ion transport; copper ion import. The record is from RefSeq and is a predicted model, not a curated record.
CGGCCGCACAAAUGCCAUCGCUUGGCUGGCCCACAUUCAUUAAACUCCUAGCCCGCUGAGACGUCGCUUGGAUCCGCUGCUGUCUAUUCGCAACCAUCCUUGGGCGCCGCGCCCAGCCCUCUCUCUCCCUCUCUAUGCUCUGCGACUCCGCAGAGACUUCCCACCGCGUUGCAGCUCGACACAGCACACCUCUCGCCCUCCUUAUGAGACGCUGGCCGUGAACCUUCCCGUCCUUGAUCUGGACCGCCACACGCUCGUUUGCACCUCACGCGCCACGCACAACAACACUGGUGUUGGAGCCGCUUUGGCUCGCAUGCUGCUUGGAAAUUGCGUCGCGCCAUCAACAACAUAACGCAUUUCAGGCACUGAGAACCUACCGGGCCCUUCAUCAGUCACGAUACCACCCCAAAGCUCGUGCUGGCACGACCUAGUCAUUCACUACAAACUCUAGCUGCUCUCAUGCACGGCGACUGCCUCGGACAAUAACCCAUUGAACUACAUUGCGCCGUUUGCCACGACUGCGCAACCCGCAUCGCCGACUUUCUUUUCUGGAAACCCCGUUGACGCUCAUUCGACAUGAUCUCUCCGGUAUGGCUGCUGCUGGCGGCCAGCCCGUACGCUAUGGCAGCAGGCGGCGGUGGCCCGCCAAGUGAGAGCGAGAGGCUGGCCAGCUUGCUCAACGAUAAGAUGAUCAAGUAUACCGGAGUGACCUGGGCCUGUAUCAUUGCGACCUUACUUGUCUACCACUGGACGAUCAAGUUGCUGCACCAUGUCCGCCAGCUCGCCAACUUGAACCACGGCACAUCGAGCGACGGCCGCCAACGAUACUUCAGUCUUCCGGACGAAACAUGGUCGCGCAUUAAGCGACACUUCAUCAUUGCUCCUCUGUUCAGCCGGAGACACAACCGCGAAUUCCGUCUGUCGGCUGCCGCUAACGUCGGUAUCCUGCCAGGCCGCAUGCAAUCAUUCUGGCUGUUUGGGUACCUUGCCCUCAAUGUCGUCUUCACUGUCUGGAAGAUUAACUGGAACGACAAGGAGGCAUUCAUGGACCAAGCUUUGAGCCGUACCGGAGUGCUCGCGGUGUUGAACAUGAUCCCACUGUUCCUUUUGGCAGGCCGCAACAACCCCAUGGUCUGGUUGAUGGGAAUCUCCUUUGACGACUUCAACCUGUUGCAUCGCUGGAUCGGCCGUAUCGUCGUCCUGGAGGCAACCGCCCACGCCACAUUUUGGUUUGUGAAGAAGGUGGUCACAUUGGGCGCGGAGAAGGGCAACGCCGCCAUCGCAGGCGCCCUGGCAAACAGCGAAUUUAUCCUGACCGGAACCAUCGCAUUCGCUGCCUUCGCCGCCAUCCUCCUCCAGUCGCCAUCGAUUGUGCGACACGCAUUUUACGAGACUUUCCUGCAUCUGCACAUUGCGCUCGUCAUCGUCUCUGUUGUUACUGUCUGGAUCCACCUGAAAGGCAGGCCUGCUCAGAUCCUCGUCCUCGGAGCUCUGGUCUGCUGGAUCUUCGAGCGCUUGGCAAGGGCCUACCUCUUGAUUCGCAACAACCUCAGCAGGAAGCGUCGCACGAAGAUCGAGGUCGAGGCACUUCCUGGUGAUGCCAUGAGGGUCACCAUGCACAUGGCUCGACUGUGGAAAUUUAAGCCCGGUCAGCACAUUUACCUCUACAUCCCUAGCAUCGGAAUGUGGACCAGCCAUCCUUUCUCGGUAGCCUGGAGUGACGAAAGCACCGAUGCCGCAGCCGAGAAGGGCCUACCCAUGGCCAGGCAAGACCUCUUUGCGGCAAAAACCACAUCCAUGUCGCUGAUUAUUCGUCGACGUACUGGCUUUACCGAUACUCUCUGGCGCAAGGCCGAGGCGGCGGGACCAACUCCAAUGAUUACUACGGGCUACGUUGAAGGGCCUUAUGGGAACGAAAGCUUUCAGUCGUAUGGUACUGUCAUGCUGUUCGCCGCAGGUGUUGGUAUCACCCACCAGGUCCCACACGUGCGUGACCUUGUGGCUGCUUAUGCCAACGGAACAGCAGCCACACGGAAGAUAGUUCUCGUCUGGACCAUUCAGUCGCCAGAGCAUCUCGAGUGGAUUCGACCUUGGAUGACUCAGAUACUCAGCAUGCCGAAACGCCGAGAUAUUCUCAAAAUCUUACUUUUCGUGACCAGGCCACGCAGUACAAAGGAGAUUCACUCGCCCAGUGCCUCAGUUCAAAUGCUGCCCGGAAGGCCUUCUUGCCACGAUUUAAUCAGCAAGGAGCAGCAGACGCAAGUGGGAGCAAUGGCUGUGAGCGUAUGUGGCACGGGGGCCAUGAGUGACGAUGUGAGGAAAGCAGUGAGAGACCACUGCGAGGAAACGACGAUUGACUUCUUCGAAGAGGCCUUCACCUGGUAGCCCGCCUGAAAGUUCAUGUUGUUAUGGUCGACGGCGCUCGGAGGUGUCCAGCGGAGAGCGUUUCACGAAAUUUCGUUUUCCUUUAUUUUUGCAUCAGAGGUCAGAGCACCUAGCUUCAUAGAACUACGUCAAUCGGACGUAUGUAUAUCUACUUCGCAGACAGCCGUCAAAAGAUUGCUGUCGCUAGGAAUAAACACUAUCCCAUGUGUUUUGUGAAUAACUCAUAUCUGAUGUUUGUGCCAAGC